CUUUCGGUUCUGUUCCCGCCAAAGCGACCUGUGCCAAGCGUUAGAAUGCUUACCUUUUGAUUCGAGAUCGUUCGCUUCAUAUCAGUUUAAUUCGGAAACACGGCUCCAAGGGUUACGGCACGUGAAACGAUUUAUUCAUUCAAUCAUUGUUAAGUACGGAUCAUUCGGUGAAAAUUUUAGUUAAACAACAACAACGAUGGCCAAAGUUCAGCUAGCGAAUGUAGCUGUUCUCGACAAUCCUUCGCCGUUUUUAAACCCGUUCCAAUUUGAAGUAACGUUUGAAUGCAUCGAAGAACUGAAAGAAGAUUUGGAAUGGAAGAUGAUCUAUGUCGGCAGCGCUGAAUCCGAGGAAUUCGACCAGGUUUUAGACACGAUAUACGUUGGUCCAAUCCCUGAGGGAAGACAUAUGUUUGUAUUUCAGGCCGAUCCUCCGGACGUCAGCAGAAUACCGGUCAACGAUGCUUUGGGGGUUACGGUUGUGUUGUUAACUUGUUCGUACAGGGGACACGAAUUUGUGCGCGUCGGCUACUUCAUAAACAAUGAAUACACAGAUGCAGAACUUAGAGAAAAUCCACCACCACAACCACAGUUCGACAAAGUACAGCGGAACAUCUUAGGAGACAAACCACGUGUUACUAGAUUCAAGAUUAAUUGGGAUGACGGUACAAGUACGACGACGAACAAUGUACCGGAAGGAAUAGAUGCUCAAUCGUUAGAAGAAACAUCGCAGGAUGCACCAACAUCCACGUUGGGCUUCACAGAAAGCACGCAUAAUAGUAUGGAAGUAAUGUGAAUGUCUGUUGAUUGGAACAUUUUGUGUGAACUAAUGCAGUUGUAACACGAAGAAUGAAGUAGUACCUGGAAAGAAGAAUAAAAUGGAAAGAAAAUACAUAUAUUUGGAUAUAUCAAAGACGAAACAUUGAAAGAUAUGGUUAGCCUUUUGUACAACAUACACUAAUCGAUUUCCCUUCGACAAGAAAAAAAGAUCUCACAAGUUGGAAAGAAGUCGCAUGUGAUAAUGUUAAACUUCUGUGGGAAUAAAGUUAAUGAUCAUUGCAGGCAUCGUAUGCAUAAAUAUUUGCACUGAAGAACAGUUGAGAUUAAUUUAUAAUAUGUUACUACAAAUUCGACAAGAGUAAAAAAAAAAGAAUGUAAUUUGUUUUCUAAAGUUUAAGCUAAUUAAAUGAAACUAAUUAAUCUUCUAUUAUUAGUAACAGUUUAAAUAUAAAAGAAAUAAGAUGAAAACAGAAAUAAAAUGCAGUACGAAUUUAAAAUUUUUUGUUCCAAGGUUAUCGUUGCAAAAUAAAAGAAAAAGUUAUAGACAUUAGCUUUUACUAGACGUAAUUUAAAAACCGAUUUACUAUGAUAUUCUAAGAACGUCUAUAAUUGUGUUUAAUACUUUAAGUAUUACGUUAUGGCUCGUUAUUGUAUGGUAAAUUAAUAGAAAUAAGAAUGUUCACAUUUUAUCAGUGUAUGUACAUAUAUACUAAAUCAAGAAAUACACAUUAUGUUUUUUACUUCAUUAAA
Messenger RNA from Megalopta genalis, 1527 nucleotides. NCBI's taxonomy places the organism in Eukaryota, Metazoa, Arthropoda, Insecta, Hymenoptera, Halictidae. The record is from RefSeq and is a predicted model, not a curated record.